AUCGAGGUCGAGACAAUCUCUGGGCAGCUGGUGGUGACACGAGUGAAUGCGGCCGCAAAUCAUGACAUCCAUCCAGGCGAUACUAUCACCCAUGUGAAUGGCAGAGCUGCUGUGGAUCGAAAUGCGAUUAGCGGUCUGAAUGGCAGAAUAACGCUCACACUGGUGCCAGCGGCAAUUCACAGUGCUCCUUCGGUUUUCUAUCGCGUGAAUGCUGACUACAAUUCGGAUUUGGAUGAGUCAAGAAUAUGUCGUUGGUUGUCGAUUGAUGUGAAGAAAGGAGAUGUUGUGCAAAUUAUGAGUCAGGAUGAUAACUGGAUUCAGGCUCGUAAAGUCAAUGAUCUGUCUCGAGUGGGCUACCUGCCAGCGUCUUUAUCCAAAGAAAAGGUAGUCUCCGUACAAUUCUUCGCCAGUUUCUGUUCAGUGACUUCGAGACAAGCUCGUCCAGGCGAACAAGAAGGUCGUGAGUAUAACUUCGUAACAAAAGAGGAAAUGUUGCGGAAAAUUCGAGAAGGCGGUAUGGUCGAAUGGGGCGAACUGGAUGGCCAACUUUACGGUACUUGUGCUGAUUCGGUUCGAUCAGUUGUACGAAGUGGGCGAAUGUGUGUGCUGGACUGUGCACCACAAGCGCUGUCACAUCUCUACAAUUCUGAAUUCAUGCCAUUCGUGGUCCACAUCAUUCCGCACACUGAGGAAAUUCUUCAAAGCAAUUGA
Molecule: messenger RNA, 711 nt
Organism: Ostertagia ostertagi
Lineage: Eukaryota; Metazoa; Nematoda; Chromadorea; Rhabditida; Trichostrongylidae
Source: the annotation of a GenBank genome assembly